AUGUUGCAAUCAGAGAUCCCUGAACGCAGAUCUCAAAUCACCAUCUCCUUGAAGGCAUCUACGGACCUCAACAUGGCAAUGUUGUAUAACCAAUUAGAAACGCUACAGCGAAUAAUCGCAUGUUGCUUGCGAUUUAAGUACAAUUGCCGCUCGAAAAACGAAUCCAUGUAUGGACCCAUAACUGCAGGCGAGCUUCAAGGCACGCUGAAUUUACUUCUAAAACAGGCUCAGAAGUGGUAUUUUCUGGAAGAAAUGCACCUGUUAGCUCGGGGUCAACAUAUCCGAACCAGCAGUAAGCUGAGGUCUCUGACCCCAUUCAUUGAUGCAGCUGGGAUCCUGCGAGUUGGUGGCCGGUUACAACAUACGCAUGCGAGUUUUGAUGAACGCCACCCCAUUAUACUCAAUGCACAUGAUCAACUCACAAGGCUGCUAGUCGAUUACGAGCAUCGACAAUUGAUGCACGCUGGACCCCAACACCUAUUGGCUUCACUCCAGCGGCGAUAUUGGAUAUUCGGUGGACGAAAUGCAGUGCGUCUUCACACGCACAGGUGUAUGAAGUGCUGCAGAUGGCAAAUCAGGGCAGCGGCUCAAUUGAUGGGACCUUUGCCAGCCGCCAGGGUGAACCCAUCUCCAGCAUUUUAUGUCACAGGCUUCGAUUGCGCUGGUCCAAUAUCCAUAAGGCAUGGAGAAAUAAGGAGCAGGGUCCUCACCAAGGCACCUUUCGUUUGCUUUAGCACUCGUGCCAUUCACCUAGAACUGGUAUCAGACUUCAGUAGCGUGACAUUCCUUGCGGCACUGCGCAGAUUCAUAUCUCGCAGAGGAAGGCCGAUUUAA
Molecule: messenger RNA, 834 nt
Organism: Macrosiphum euphorbiae (potato aphid)
Lineage: Eukaryota; Metazoa; Arthropoda; Insecta; Hemiptera; Aphididae
Source: the annotation of a GenBank genome assembly